This is a messenger RNA of Helicoverpa armigera (cotton bollworm), 4983 nucleotides long. Its product is annotated as E3 ubiquitin-protein ligase MARCHF5. The transcript is spliced from 4 exons. Gene Ontology annotation, biological process: regulation of mitochondrial fission; protein polyubiquitination. NCBI's taxonomy places the organism in Eukaryota, Metazoa, Arthropoda, Insecta, Lepidoptera, Noctuidae. The record is from RefSeq and is a predicted model, not a curated record. Gene Ontology annotation, molecular function: ubiquitin protein ligase activity; zinc ion binding. The coding region runs from base 350 to 1330 and encodes 326 amino acids. Gene Ontology annotation, cellular component: mitochondrial outer membrane.
AGAGAGAUUCGUUCACGUUCGCAGUUCACGCGUUCACGUUUUUGCGGUUUUUGCCCACAAGUCCUCAUCUCAAUCAUCAUUCAUUUUGAAGACAUCAAAAAUACAACUUCCCACAAACGUCUUGUCAAAACGAACGAAAUUUCUAAAAACCCUGCGAAUCAAACAGCUGUUGAUUAAGAUUACAAAAGUAUUUUUAUCGUUUGCGGAGAAAAAUAUGGUUUUGUUAUAGUAACGUCACAAGGAUUUGCAGAACAUCGUCAGUUGGUGUUACGAACUGUUGUGAUCAGUUGUGAUACGCUCGUCUGUUUUUUAGUGCGAGUUUUUGAUUUCGUUAUUGUGUACGCAGUUUAUGAUGGCUAACGAGAAGCCUACGUCUACGGCUCAGGCCCAGGCCUCUAGUUUAACGUUGCAGCCAGCCGAAGAUGAGAAUACGAAGUCGUGUUGGGUGUGUUUUGCAACUGAGGCUGAUGACAGACUUGCGGCGUGGGUCCAGCCUUGCAAGUGCAUCGGGACCACGAAAUGGGUACAUCAAAGUUGCCUCCAACGGUGGGUGGACGAAAAGCAAAGAGGCAAUAUAACUCGUAAAGUGCUGUGUCCUCAGUGUAAAGCGGAGUAUAUUGUAGUGUUCCCCUCUAUGGGGGCUUUUGUUGCACUCUUGGAUGCUAUGGAGGACAUUACCCACAAGAUUUGCCCCUUCAUUGCUGGAGGAGUCCUGUUGGGAUCCAUAUACUGGAUCGCCAUUACGUACGGAGCUGUUACCGUAAUGCAGGUAGUAGGCCACAGAGAAGGCCUAGAGAUGAUGGAGUCGGCCGACCCACUGGUGCUAUUAGUACUCCUACCGACCAUCCCGGUGACUCUCAUCAGCGCCAAGAUGUACAACUGGGAGGACUCAGUGCUCCUGUUCCUGAGGAAAUACUGCGCCAAGAUUCCCGCCUUGUCCUAUAUACUGCCGUUUGGCAACGUGGAAGGCGACAGAGGUGCUAUAGUAACUGGUCAGAACACAAAUCAGACCCAAAACCCUAACUCACAUUUAUCACCCACAAGGAUUUUCUGCUCAGCAUUACUUCUACCCACCAUUUCUACUAUAAUCGGCAAAAUAUUCUUCCGAUCCAUACAAAAUAACUUACACAGAACCAUCUUAGGCGGUAUUACUUAUAUUACGAUAAAAGGCGCUUUAAAAAUCUACCACAGACAGAUGCUUUACAUUAGACAUUCCAGUAGGAAAAUUCUAGAUUACACAGAGUCUAAUCUAAAGUUGUAUAGAAGUGCCGCUACUUCGACCACGACUGAUGCCAUUUCUAGCACACGAGAUGACGAACAAGUUGUGUAAGGUAGUCUGUAAAUGUACAUAAAUGUGGUAUAUAGUCGGCUAAGUCCAUACGUUCGGGGUGAAGAGACCGUUUUGAUAUUGUACCCGAUUGUACUUUUUUUGUUCAUUCGGCAGAUGACGAAAGGCCUAGACAAAUAGUUGACACCAAUGUCGAUGAUUGUACGUAGUCUAAGAGCCUGCAACAUGAUUUUGGCAUCACUGACAAGGCAUGAAAGUGACGCAAUUAUAAAAGAAGUAUCGACCAUCUUUGCUCAACGGAAUUGAUAAUUUGACAAACCAUUUCAUAAUGGCUCUAUUUGUAAAAAGUUGUAGGGAGUUUGGGGUCAGUUUGUCAACUGGGUAAGUUGUAACAGUGGGCACAAGAUUAGAGUUCGUGUAUAUAUCAAUUUUCAGCCGUAUUUUAAGAGGCUGUAAAUACUACGAUUUGUAAAAAAUGGAGUUUAGGAGCUAGUCAUAGAGGUUUUUAAGCGCAUGUAAGUAAUUAGCGAGCGUCGUAAAAUUUUGGGAGAGGUUGGAACAAGAAAAUUGACUUGUAAAAUAACUCUUAACGUCUUGUAAAUUAGGUCGAUUUUGGAAUAUUACUUGGUCAAGUGGUAUCUGAUCUUCAAUAUUUAAAUCUUCAAAUUUUUUUUUUCUGUCUUUAUUGUUGUAUAUUAAUACAAAAUCCGGUUUUCUAAUAAUACUCAAAAGUUUAUUUUGUCAUAUGACAAUGAAUGUCAAGGUUUCUGAACUAUCACUAAAAAUAGUUUAUUUAUGUAUUGUGAAUGAAGCACAGAUUUCCCAAAAUUAAAACCAAAUGUCAAACAUUUUCCCGCUUAUUAUCCUUAAUCGUUGGAUUUAUUCAAAGAUUUAUCUGCCUGUAUUAACAUAUUUAAAUAAUAAUAUGUAUAUGUAGUAUACAUAAAAUAUUUAAAUGUACAUAUAAAAUAUAUGUAAGUACGGGUGUCUGUAAAUGUUAAAAAAAUAUAUACGUAUGUGUUAUCGGCCUCUUCACCCCACGCAAAUAACGUAACAUUUUGCAAAGGAAUGUUAAAAUAAACUAUUGUGUAUACGGAACAUAUCCGUUUUCAUUAUAAUAAUAAUGUUUAUAUCUUUAUGCUCAGGCGUCCAUGACAUAAUCAAUAAUUGUUUUCAUUUUAUCGUAAAAGGAUUUUUAUGAUACAAGAAAUCGCUCGCUUUUCUUAAGUUUUAUAACUAGCUCCACGACUAUAAUUUGCUGUCCCAUAUUAUUUGCACGCAAAUGUAUUAUUAUAUUUACGUAAAAAUCAUAAUAAACUUGAAUAUUACAAUAAUCUAAUGACUAUAUAAAACUAUAUUUGUUUUAUGAAAUAUUUUCUAGAACUGUAGGACGUAUAUGUAUUUAUUUCUUAAAAUAAAUACAAAAAUAGUGUUCAUAAAAAUGGUUCUUUAAUAGGGCGUAUAAAACGAUGAUAUGUAGUGUUAUUUUACCCAAUUUGCAAUCAAGUACAUACACAGAUGUACUAUAGCCGAUUUAUGCUUUUGAGUGACUAAAAAGACCAUUUAUUCAAAGUUUAUUAUGAUUUAUUACGUAAAAGGAAAGAGACAUCUUAUCCAUUCAUCAUGGGAAGAAUUUUUGAGCAUAAUUUCAUAAAUUCUCUUUUGACAACGACUGCUUUUAAUAGCCAUAUUUAUACAAAUAAAUAUGGUUUGACAUUAGUCUCUAAUGUACAGCUGCGCAGGAGUCGGAUCAAUGUUAGUAAAACAUUACAUAUGUAACAAGAACGUGACAAGACGGUUUAUUUAAUGGAACUUAGUUUUUAUUUCAUAUUUUUUAGUUUAUUUUUAUAACGACUUUUGUAAUAUACUACGCUUGAGUAUUGUUUAAAGAAAACACUGAAUUUCAAUUCUGAAUUUUAUUAUUUUGGUAUUUUGUUGUUUCUUAAUCGCAUCUUUAAACAAUGCUCAAAGAAAAUAUGUGUAAUUAAUAUUAUUAUCAAGCUGUAAUUGUAGCUAGGUGAAAAUUGAUCUUAAAACAUUUGGCAAUGUCCGUCAGCUUUCCUAAAGCGUGCCAAAUUCUACCUUAUAACCAUUUGUAUAAGGAUGUCUUUGUAAUGGCAUUUUUGCUAAACAUUUUAGCUAAAAUUUCAGUAUUUAAAUGUAAAUAUAUAGAUAUAAUAUGUUAAUUUAUACACGACUCGAUGUGAUAGGAUGUGGAAUUUAAAGAUUAAAGAUUUAAAUUAAAAUUUUAUUGUAAAGGAUUUUGUAGUAUUUUCCAAUGAUCACUAGAGAAAGGAUUUUAUAAGGAGUGCCUUUACGGAAAAAACGGAUGGCUUGUAAAUAUGAUAUUCAUUUAAUAUGUUCGGUGCUUUCAAACAUUAGUAUUUAACCAGAUUUAAGUUCAUUCAUUUGAGAACGGCGAAUGAUUGAAUGAUUGCUAAGCGACUCGACUAAUAUCGUUUAGUCGAUUAUUGCUUAGCCGAAAUCUUCUAUCGAUUACGUCAAUAUGAUUCUGAUGUAACAAUCGAAUAUUAAAAUGUUUCGAUUCGCCUAAGAAUAAUUUCUUCGUCUUGCCAACAAAUUGCAUAUCAAUAUUCAAUGAUGGUACAACUUCCAAUAUUAAUGUUUGGUUCUGUGUUGUUUUAAAAAUGUAUAAUUUGUUUUGUAAAUGUUUUGGUUUAUAUGUUUUAAUAACGAUGUCGAACUUGUGGCUACUUGAACGUAAUUAUAUUUGAAAUAAUAAUAUUAUUUUAAUAACCCUAAAAUAUCUUAAAAUCGAUACUUAUUAGAUCAUACUCGCGGCUAACGUUGACUGUUGCGUACAAGAGCAUUUAUUCAUACAAUCACUUGAAAACUAGUUAUUUUAUAUCGAAGUUUUUGUAUUUAUGCUUCCGCAGUAAACCUUAAAGUGUCUUCCUAGUUCAUGAACACCUAAUAUCUUUGUUAUAACCCCCUUGUAUGCAAUGGUUUAUGUUGGUCGUAGAUGAUACAAAUUUUAUAUAUGACAAUUUUCUUUUUGUACUGAUAAUAUAAAGAGGAUUUUUUCUGUAGCUUUAAUUUCCAAAAGAACUGGAAUUAUUUAAAAUGUUCUUCCAAAGUGUUAUGUACUUUAAAUAUGAGCCAUCUAUCACGCAGAAACGCGCAGUAACAAUUGAAAGUGCAACCAACUGUUGGCUUAACAUACCCCAGCUUGCUAUAUAAAGUUUUGUAAACUUGUCAACGUUUAUAUAACAGAAAACUUACAUAACAGCCGCGCUGGUCAAUGUAUGAGCAAGUUAAGCUGCAUGGCCACAGUCAAGAUACUGAUGGGUCACCGUCUUUUUAACAUAGAUAUCCGUGUUUAGAAAAUUGCAUUAAAUUGUUGGCCCUGCUUGACCUCAGCUAUAUUAUACUGCAAAUACAAUAUGGCUCUUAUUGCAAAUGACUUAUAGAAAAAAAACUACUUUAGAUCUAUGGCCGAAGUACCGUUCUACCGCAGGAAAUAAUUAUUUUUUACUCAAGUCUGUUUUAGCUUCUCAGUUUGUUAUGAAACAAGUUAUCGCUCAAGUAGCCACACGCGAUAGUUUUGCUAGUCUUUUGUAAACCUAGCCUACACGCAAUGUUUGUAUAAACGAUGCUUGUUUUAACUUAUAGCUAUUGUUUUGUCUACUGUACAUUUUAAACUGAUAUAAAUAUUAUUUUUUAUUGAGUCUCAA